UGCAUCAUAUGGUUUAAGUUGCGCUAAUGGAAAUGCAGUGCAGCAAGAUUUGUUUAUCCGUCUUGAUUGAUUGUGGAUCAAAUUGACAGGAAGCCAACUUUCAGUGCAUAAAGUGGUUUAUAAAUUAAGUUUAUCAUGCGUACAGCAACGUGCUAUCUUCUUGGCAUUUGUGAUAGUGAAGAUGGGGUAUGAUAUAUAAAGAUGCUGACCAACAGAAAGCCUCUCAAUCUCUUUCUCUCCCAAAUCGUGCAACAUGAAGGUGAAUAGACUUCUCCUAUCUUUGGCUUCUUUGGCUUUACUCAGUGGUGUGGCACCGCAAGCCAAUACUCUAUAUCCUCAUGAUAUUCAAGGUGCCGGUUACCUGAGUACACUCGUCGGAAAGACUGUAUCCAACGUACAAGGUGUGAUUACGGCAAAAGACGGAACGAACAGCUGUUUUAUUCAAACUCCAAACGAUCAAGUUGACAACGAUGAUCGUACAUCCGAAGGUUUGUAUGUCUUUCACAGCAAUGCAUGUUCGGAUUUUGCCGUUGGUGAUUUGAUCCAAAUCGGAUCGGCAAAAGUGGCAGAAUAUUCGACCUCUAAAACAAAUCUGCGUUUGACCGAAUUAACCGGUGCAAAUCAGACUACUCUCAUUCGUUCUGGGGCAAACAGUGCUUCUCCAGUGAUCAUCGGAACCAACGGUAGUCGUACUCCGCCUCAAAAAUAUAUCGGCAUUAAGAACCCUUUUGCAUUACCUGCAAAUCAAACAACAUUGGAAGGUGGGGACAGAGCAAAAAGUCUUGAUGUCAAAACGUACGGAGCUGAUUUUUGGGAGAGUCUGGAGAAUACCCUCGUUACUUUGCCUUCCCCUACCGUUUUGGGACCGUUGACAAGUUUUGGUGAGGUUUAUAUCGUUCCCUCAGGUUUGGAUAAUCCUUCGCAAAAUGGCCGUGGAGGAUUGACGUUAGCCGCAGACGAGAAUGCAACUAGCGAUGAUACUCGGUGGGAUAAUAACCCUCAAGCCAUUCAGCUAGUCAAGGCUUUUGACGGUUCAAACGUUGAUGCAAAUAUUCGGUUGGGAGAUGUUUUAGAAGAUGUUACCGGUAUCGUUGGUUAUGAUUUUGGGCUGUAUACAAUCACACCUCUAACCGCUCCCAAAGUUGGACAACGUAAAUCUGGCGAUGCAAUUCCUGCUCCUUUCAAGACGACUGGAAAGUGUGAUAACUUUAUUGCAGCAACUUUCAAUGUUGAAAAUUUGUCACCUGCAAAUUCAUCUAGAAUCACAAAGAUUGGCGGCUACAUUGAUUCGCAUCUAAAGGACCCCGACGUUGUCGUCCUCAACGAGAUCCAAGAUGAUGAUGGACCAACGGAUGAUGGCGUGGUGAAUGCAAACAAGACCUUGGAUGCCGUCGUUGCAGCUAUUAAAGGCGCUUCAUACAGCUAUGCAUACAUUGACCCAGCUAACAAAAAAGAUGGAGGAGAACCAGGCGGUAACAUCCGUCAAGCUUUCAUCUACCGUAAAGACACUUUGAAGCUAUCACCAGCACCUGUCGGCGGAACAAAUGAUGCCGUAGAUGUCAAAUCCGUCAACGGAAAGGCAAAGCUGACUUUGAAUCCCGGUAGAAUCGAUCCAAACAACACCGCAUGGAGGAAUAGCCGAAAGCCGCUGGUGGGUCAGUUUGACCUGCAAGAUGGAAGUGGACAAAGUGUGAUUGUGAUCGGUGUCCAUUUGACCUCAAAAGGAGGUAGCGGAACGAAUUACCAGAACCCUCAGGCUCCCAUCAACGGAGGUGUAGAUUCGAGAAAUGCUCAAGCACAAGUCUUGCGUAAUUUUGUGCAAAAGAUCCUACAAGUUCAAAGUGAUGCAAAGGUGAUCCUCACGGGAGAUUUGAAUGAGUUCUCCUAUGUUCAACCGUUAAACACUCUUACAGGCGGAUCUCCGUCCGUUUUGAAAGAAGUGAUCAUCAGCAAACGUGUCGAACGCUACUCUUACAUUUUCCAACAGAAUUGUCAAGAAUUGGUGAGUAAAUGCAAGUAUGUCAUUAUCCAUUUGAAGCGUUGACUGAUCUUUUCUCUUUUGUUCCCUCAGGACCAUUUGUUUGUUAGCCCUUCUAUCGCACAAGCUGGUGCUUCUUUAUUUGUUCCACACGUGAACACAUGGGCAGCUGCAGCCGAUCAAGUUUCCGAUCAUGAUCCUGUAGUGAGCAAGUUGAAUGUGUGCUGAAUGGGCGGUCAGCUGAUAUAGCCAGUGAUUCCAUAGAUAGUACCCUCAUAGCCAUUGUACUUCAUUCACG
Messenger RNA from Meira miltonrushii, 2276 nucleotides. Its product is annotated as DNase I-like protein. The coding region runs from base 254 to 2044 and encodes 596 amino acids. The transcript has a single exon. The record is from RefSeq and is a predicted model, not a curated record. Lineage: Eukaryota; Fungi; Basidiomycota; Exobasidiomycetes; Exobasidiales; Brachybasidiaceae.